Lichtheimia ornata is the source of this 255-nucleotide messenger RNA. RefSeq lists its product as uncharacterized. The coding region runs from base 1 to 255 and encodes 84 amino acids. The record is from RefSeq and is a predicted model, not a curated record. Lineage: Eukaryota; Fungi; Mucoromycota; Mucoromycetes; Mucorales; Lichtheimiaceae. The transcript is spliced from 3 exons.
AUGUCGGCACCACCCUAUUCUUAUCCACCACCUCCAUCAGGCCAAGCACCUUAUUCUCCUCCUCCAGGAGGCCAAUACUAUGCACCACCACCACAGCAACAACAACAACCCUAUUAUCAACCAGCCCCUGCUCCACAAACGGUCGUUGUUCAGCAACAGCAAAAAGAUGACCCUGCUCAAGAUUGCUGUUGCAUGUGCCUUCAAACCUUAGCAUGCUGUUUCCUCUGGGAGGCUAUGUGCGAUUUAAUGGGAUAA